GCCAGGCGUCCUCGUGGUAAUCUAAUUUGUAAGAUACUGAAACGAAAGAGCAUAAAACGAUGCGGCACAUUCCUUAAUUGGGAAAGAGAGCGCGAUUCGGCUUCGUGACCGUGCCAUUUGUAAUGUUACGUCUCCCAAGGUUUACGUAAACAGCUUUUAUACAGUUUUUUCAUCGAUAUUGUCGUACCGGUAAAUGGUACUGACGAACACUGUUACUGCUGUUUAAAGGCGACUGCGAAAAGGGUCAUACACAACCUAAAGACUGCUUCUGAUAACUAAAAUCCGUCACCAUGUCUAUGGGACUUUUAACCUCAACCAUGCGGGCAUUUAAGGAGGCCGGGAUGUCUGUAACAAACAUCGACAAUCUUAGAUAUGCAGACAACGCAGAUUACAGCCAUGUGCGCAUGCGCAAAUCUAAAAUACAGCUAAUCUUGCUCAGUGCAGCCGUCUGUGGAAUAGAAUUCUGUUACGCAGCUGAAACUGCGUUUGUCAGUCCAUGUUUAUUGAAGCUUGGAAUCCACGUGUCUUACAUGACAAUGGUGUGGUGCUUGAGCCCUCUCUUCGGAUUCUUCAUGGGGCCGUUGCUUGGCACUCUUAGCGAUAGGUGCCGCUUAAAGCUGGGGCGCAGGCGGCCUUUUAUUCUCAUUUUAUCAGCAGGUAUCGUACUUGGGCUUAUUUUGGUGCCAAACGGAAGAGAUCUUGGAUUUUUGAUGGGUGAUACGCAUGCUUCCUGGAACAUUGACAGCGCUGAGAACACCACACAAUUUCCUGAUCAAAAUCAUGCAAAUACAUCGGAAAUAACGCCAGAAACAUACACAGGAAAGUAUUAUCGGGGACCUGACAUGGAAAGAUCACGUUUUAUUGAGCAACAUAUAAACGGUCUAAUCAUUACAAUCAUCGGGGUGGUGUUCUUGGACUUCAGUUGUGAUGCGUGCCAAGCACCUUGUCGGUCUUAUCUUCUAGAGGUGACCACGGAGCAGGACCAUGCCACCGGCUUGACGAUAUUCACGAUGGUAGCAGGCCUUGGCGGUUCCAUUGGCUACUUGAUGGGUGGGAUAAAUUGGAAUGCAGUGGGUGAUAGCAACGGAGAUUUCUUCGAGCAUGUCAGGAUUGUUUUCUCCAUCGUUUUGUUUCUCUUCAUCAUGUGCGUCCUGAUCACGAUAACAAGAUUUCGGGAAAUACCAUUGGAUGAGAUACAUGACUGGUCGCUUAAGACUUCCAAAAGCGCCACGGAGCAGGAUAAUAAGAAAACGGGUGAUGCUGGCGAACCUGAAACACCUGCCGCGUUAUAUGAUGAUGCCUUUAAUUAUAAUCCGUCUUCUGCCCAUACAGCGGAUGCGCAACAUUUGUAUAAUUUCAAUUCUGAUCCACCGCCCAAUCGACAAAAUCACCAAAACCCUUUCCCUGCUUACCCAAGUUUCGAAAUAUCUCGCAGGGCGUCUGAUCCAGGCGAGGGGCGCCUAUCACGUCCGUACUCAUCACCAGAUUUGGAAAACCAUCUCCAAAUCCCCAACUGCGUGGACCAGGACGGCAGUCAUGUCAUGAGACAAGAUGAAGUCACCCUAAAAGGUUACUGGUUAUCAAUUCUCCAUAUGCCUCGGUCGGUGGCCUAUCUCUGCCUGACUAAUUUGUUCUGUUGGAUGUCUUUGGUAUGUUAUUCCUUGUACUUUACGGAUUUCGUAGGCCAAGUGGUGUAUGGAGGUGAUCCUAAUGCUCCCGCGGACAGCAAGAAGCAUAGCCUCUAUGAUGAAGGAGUUCGAAUGGGAUCGUUUGGUAUGGCUCUGUACUCCUUCUCCUGUUCCAUGUAUUCGCUGGCUAUAGAGAAACUUGUCAAAAAGUUCCGGACCAAACCCGUAUACAUUUGUGGACAACUCGUAUACACAGUUGGAAUGAUACUUAUGGCUGCAACUAAAAGCAAGGUCGCAGUAAUUCUCCUCUCGCCGACUGCCGGAAUAAUGUAUGCCACGUUGUUUACGCUCCCUUAUAUGUUAAUUGCCAAUUACCACUCGUGUGAAAUGUUUGAAGAACUCGUCCCUGAAAGCACCAAGACAAUCCACCCCCGAGGCCUGGGCACUGACGUGGCUCUCGUUAGUAGCAUGUGUUUUGCUGCGCAGUUCCUGUUGUCGGCGGGCCUCGGGAGCCUGGUCCACGCAGUGGGGAGUCCUGUCGCGGUCGUGGUGUGUGCUGCGGUUUUUAGCUUGUUUGGGUCGCUUACAGCAACCAAAGUGCUAUAUUUAGAUAAAUAAGCCAUGAUGCCCCUCCCCUAAGUGUCGAACCAGUGUUUAUAUCCGAAUGGCAGUAUCGCUGAGGCUUCUUUUGUUUCAGUAGAAGAUGAAAUGUUUCUGUAGCUUACUUUCUUACAUAUUGUAUUGUCGUUCAAUUUGACUGGUUGAAAAGAGGCGUUGUCUCUUUCAGAGCCGUUGACUAGAGCGCAAAUAGCAAAUCGUCUAACUGAUUUCUGUGCUUCAUGUGCGCAAUCGUCAAGUGUCAAACGUGCUAACUGAUUGGUUCAUCAAUAUAUUUAUAAUUUCUUUGUGCAAAUCUUACCAACGCAUAAUGCAUCGAAUAAACUUGCCGAGGUGGACGUAAGUUUUUCAUUUUCAUAUGUGCCUACACACUU
This is a messenger RNA of Lingula anatina, 2620 nucleotides long. RefSeq names its product membrane-associated transporter protein-like. The record is from RefSeq and is a predicted model, not a curated record. NCBI's taxonomy places the organism in Eukaryota, Metazoa, Brachiopoda, Lingulata, Lingulida, Lingulidae. Gene Ontology annotation, molecular function: sucrose:proton symporter activity. Gene Ontology annotation, cellular component: membrane. Gene Ontology annotation, biological process: transmembrane transport.